Molecule: messenger RNA, 2982 nt
Organism: Ochotona curzoniae (black-lipped pika)
Lineage: Eukaryota; Metazoa; Chordata; Mammalia; Lagomorpha; Ochotonidae
Gene: KIF2A
Product: kinesin family member 2A
Exons: 20
Coding region: 60-2180 (706 amino acids)
Biological process (GO): microtubule-based movement
Molecular function (GO): microtubule binding; microtubule motor activity; ATP binding
Source: RefSeq, a predicted model, not a curated record
GCCUUUUCCGCCCUCCCGGUCCCCUCCCUCGGCCCGCUGCCUCUGCUCCAGAUGAGGUGAUGGCAACGGCCAACUUCGGCAAGAUCCAGAUCGGCAUUUACGUGGAGAUCAAACGGAGCGAUGGCCGAAUACAUCAAGCAAUGGUAACAUCUUUAAAUGAGGACAAUGAAAGUGUAACUGUGGAAUGGAUAGAAAACGGGGAUACGAAAGGCAAGGAGAUUGACCUGGAAAGCAUCUUCUCCCUUAACCCUGACCUCGUCCCUGAUGAAGACAUUGAACCCAGUCCGGAAGUCCCUCCACCUCCAACAGCCUCGGCCAAAGUAAACAAAAUCGUAAAGAAUCGGCGGACUGUGGCUUCUAUUAAAAAUGACCCUCCUCCAAGAGAUAACAGAGUGGUUGGUUCUGCACGUGCCCGGCCCACUCAGCUGCCUGAGCAGUCCGCCUCUGCACAACAGAAUGGUAGUGUUUCCGAUAUCUCUCCAGUUCAAGCUGCAAAAAAGGAAUUUGGACCCCCUUCACGUAGGAAAUCUAAUUGUGUGAAAGAAGUAGAAAAAUUACAAGAAAAACGAGAAAAAAGGAGACUGCAACAGCAAGAACUUAGAGAAAAAAGAGCCCAGGAUGUUGAUGCUACAAAUCCAAACUAUGAGAUCAUGUGCAUGAUCAGAGACUUCAGAGGAAGUUUGGAUUAUAGGCCUUUAACAACAGCGGAUCCUAUUGAUGAACACAGGAUAUGUGUUUGUGUGAGAAAACGACCACUCAAUAAAAAAGAAACUCAAAUGAAAGAUCUUGACGUGAUCACAAUCCCUAGUAAAGAUGUCGUGAUGGUGCAUGAACCGAAACAAAAGGUAGAUUUAACACGGUACCUGGAAAACCAAACGUUUCGUUUUGAUUAUGCCUUUGACGACUCAGCUCCUAAUGAAAUGGUUUACAGGUUUACUGCUAGACCACUGGUGGAAACUAUAUUCGAAAGGGGAAUGGCUACGUGCUUUGCUUAUGGGCAGACUGGAAGUGGAAAAACUCAUACUAUGGGUGGUGACUUUUCAGGAAAGAAUCAAGACUGUUCUAAAGGAAUUUAUGCAUUAGCAGCUCGAGAUGUCUUUUUAAUGCUCAAGAAGCCGAACUAUAAGAAGCUAGAACUUCAAGUAUAUGCAACCUUUUUUGAAAUUUACAGUGGAAAGGUAUUUGACCUGCUAAAUAGGAAAACAAAAUUAAGAGUUCUGGAAGAUGGAAAGCAGCAGGUUCAAGUGGUAGGAUUACAGGAACGUGAGGUCAAAUGUGUUGAAGAUGUUCUGAAACUCAUUGACAUAGGCAACAGCUGCAGAACAUCUGGUCAGACAUCUGCAAAUGCGCAUUCAUCUCGGAGCCAUGCAGUGUUCCAGAUUAUUCUGAGAAGGAAAGGAAAACUACAUGGCAAAUUUUCUCUCAUUGACUUGGCUGGAAACGAAAGAGGAGCCGACACCUCCAGUGCGGACAGGCAGACCAGGCUGGAAGGUGCUGAGAUUAAUAAGAGCCUUUUAGCACUCAAGGAGUGCAUCCGAGCCUUAGGUAGAAAUAAACCUCACACUCCUUUCCGGGCGAGUAAACUCACUCAGGUGUUAAGGGACUCCUUCAUAGGCGAAAACUCCCGGACCUGCAUGAUUGCCACAAUCUCUCCAGGAAUGGCAUCCUGUGAAAAUACUCUCAAUACAUUAAGAUAUGCAAAUAGGGUGAAAGAACUGACUGUAGAUCCUACUGCCGCUGGUGAUGUCCGUCCAAUAAUACAUCACCCGCCCAGCCAGAUUGACGAUGUCGAGGCCCAGUGGGGUGUGGGGAGUUCCCCUCAGAGAGAUGAUCUCAAGCUGCUCUGUGAACAAAAUGAGGAAGAGGUGUCUCCACAGCUGUUUACUUUCCACGAAGCGGUCUCCCAAAUGGUGGAAAUGGAAGAGCAGGUUGUGGAAGAUCACAGAGCAGUGUUCCAGGAAUCGAUUCGAUGGUUGGAGGAUGAAAAGGCUCUCCUUGAGAUGACUGAAGAAGUGGACUAUGACGUAGAUUCCUAUGCCACACAACUUGAAGCAAUUCUUGAGCAAAAGAUAGACAUUUUAACUGAGCUGCGAGAUAAAGUAAAAUCUUUUCGUGCUGCCCUACAAGAAGAAGAACAAGCCAGCAAACAAAUCAACCCGAAGAGACCCCGUGCCCUUUAAGUUGGCCUUGCUGCUAAAGGACCCCCAGCACCCUUAAUACUGUAAUGGACAUGGUUUAGCUGUAAGGGCCAUUUGAAAGUUUUAAGAUUUUAAGUGUCUGUGGAAAAUGUCUUGUCCUUCACCUGAAUGACAUUUCAAUUUUGUGAACCACCUCCGCCUCCAAAAUGCUUCUAGUCCGGGAGGCACAAACAAGAAUUGGGAUUGGUGAAGCAUUACAUUUCAUUUACCCAGUAGUGGUUUGCUUUUGGAGAUCCUUGCCAAUUUCAUUUGUUAAAGGAGGGAGUUGGGUUGUGGACUUGACCUGGAGGUGGCUGUUAGGGGGAAGCCACAGCAUUUCCUUUGACUUGGUUCAGUUUGCAUAGCCAGACGGCGCGGUUGACCCUGAGCGUGCAUGCUUACCUCAUCCGUGACUGUACAUACCCGCCACUCCUCGACGGCUGUGCUCGCCUCCCGCUCUGUGCCUUGACCAAGGCUACGACCCCGAGUUGCUGAAGCACAGCCAAGAAAAAUUACAUUCCUUAUUCAUCAUUGUAAAUUACCGUUAUUGUGUGUACAUUUUUACUGUAUUUGAGACAUUUUUGUGUGUGACUAGUUCAUUUUGCAGGAUGUGCCAUAUCAUUGAACAGAACUUAAGUCUGUGACAGUGGACAUAGCUGCUGAACCAUUCCAUCUUAUAUGUAUAAAAUCUGGAAUUAUGAUUUUAAACCAUAUAACAUGUGAUUUUAAUUUUCUUAGCCUUUUUCUUUGUAAAGAACUAAAAUAUAAACUAGUUGGUGUAAAAUAAAAAGCAAUGAAGUUCUGA